AUGAGUGUGCCUAUUGAACAGGUAGAGGAAAUUAGGCUUCUUGGAGUUCUUCUUGAUGAUUACUGUCCAAUGGUAUGGUCAAGUGCAUCAAGUAAAGACAUCGAUAAAUCCCACCACAAAUCUAAAAUAAGUGUUAAAAUAUAAAGAGAAAUAAUCAAUAUAGUUUUUUCCUCUGUGCUCAUAGGUCAUCUGUGCUUUCUGACCCUCUCGCCUAUGGGACGUGUAUCAAUUCAAGCUCUUGUGGGCACCAAUGUGACUCUUGCCGUGUCCCACGCUGGGGCGUCUCAGCCAGAGGUGAUGUGGUUUUUGGGAAAGCUUCUGGUUGCUAAAUGGACCGUUGGUGAAAGUUCACUUGCAGAUGCUGCGUCAGGUGGUUUAAAAGCAGAACAGGAUGGAUCUCUCACCUUCAGAAAUGUGUCGAUGAUUUAUAACGGCACAUACACUGUGGAAAUGAAUAAAAUCGGGGAGGCAAAGGUCAGCGCUACAUUUGACCUCUUUAUUUAUGAUAUCAUCAUGAAUGUGUCCCUUCACACUGACUCAGAUGACGCCAUUGAGGGUGAAGUGAAGUUCACAUUAUAUUACAGCACAAUUCAAGGAGAGGCCAAAGAAGUGCGUUGGCUUUUUAAUGGGCUCCAGAUAAAAGAUGGAUCUCAUUAUUCCAUCAGCGGGAAGAGACUGACGAUAAAGAAGCCCAGCAGGAACGAUACGGGCUGCUACACUGUAUUAUUAACCAACCCGUUCAGCUCUGAAGAUCAUCACAGGAACAUCACUGUGCUGUAUGGACCAGAUACGCCAGUUCUCAAGGUCAGUCCUACAAAAGGCAUCUUUGUUUCGGGAGAGUCUCUGUUCCUCUCCUGUCAGGCCGAUGGAGAGCCGGCUCCUUCAAACACAUGGACUUUCAAUGGCGAAUCCAUUCCUGCGUCUUCACCAGGAACAGUCAGUCUCACUGACGUAAAGACCAAUCAAAGCGGCGUUUAUACCUGCCUGAUGAUCAACACCAGAACUAAUGCAGCGCUCCAGGGAAACAUCACUGUAAUCGUCUAUGAGUCUCCCGGCGGCGCCCCGCAGUGUUCGGUUCAGGCAGUGUCUGGAGGCGCAGCGCUGCAGUUCCUCUGUGUUUGGCCAGGAGGCGCUCCGGCGGCGCGAGUGUCUUUCCCCAGCCUGAGCGCUGCUGGUGGACAAGGAGAUUACAGCAUCACUGUGCAGGACAUCCACAGAUUAAACAGACAAGAAAUCAUCUGCACAGCUGAACAUCCGCUCAGAAACACACACUGCAGUGUUGUUCCCUCUGCUCCUGGGGAUUUUCUGGCAGUAAUUUCAGCCAGUGUGAGUGCAGAUGAUCAGAUGAUGGUCCUGAUGGUCUGCUCUCCUGAAGCCACACCUGAAGCUCUUGUGUUCUGGAUGAAGAGCGGAGAACGCCUGCAGAAUAGCCACAAAUACCAGAUCAGCACAAACACAACUCAGCUCAGAAUUCAGCAUUUUAAUGCCACUUCAGCAGACCUGGACGUCUAUACCUGCUCUGCCAUCAACCCUCUCGGAAACAAAACUCUGCACACGACACUGACUGGUCCUCAAAUCUCCAACUCUAGUGUUUUGUCAAGUGAGGAUGGUACAGAAGUUACUCUUACAUGGGAUGUUCCUCUCACCUCUGUUAUUACAGGUUUUGACAUCCAGAUGAAAGGUCCAGAGUUUUCUCAGCCCGGUGUGAACACAGCAGAUUUCCACACGAUACAGACGAUGCCGUCAUUCAGCAGAAGCACAGGCAUCUCUGCACUUGACCCUAAAUCCACAUACUAUUUCAGGAUCAUCCCUAAAGCCGGCAGAACUGCUGGAGAACAGUUGGAGAACCAUCGCAUCGGGCCAGCUGCUGAACUCAGUGUUGCUGCCGUCGCUGCUUUAUCUGCUGGAAUCCCCUGCGCCCUGCUUCUGCUCGUCAUCCUCAUCGGCUUCAUCUACUGUGGCACUCGAGACCGAAGCCCCAGACAUCCAGUCUCCAGAGCCACGGAGAAGGUUGUCGUUUCUCAAUCGACUCUGAAUCCUCAUAACCUGCUGAGAGCAAGAUUAAAAACACCGGCGGACUGCAGACUCAAGCAGGCAGAACGAGCUGAUCCUGUGUCUUCAGUGGACUCGUGUGUGCGAAUGACUACCACUGUCUGAAUCCGGCGGACCGCCAGACCACAAAUACGUAUCCUAUAAUCAUCAUGACAAAUUAUGGGUUGAAAUACCUGUUUGGGGAACUUCCACUCGAAAGAACUGAACCAGAAAUAAUUUUAGAUAAUAGAACU
Messenger RNA from Danio aesculapii, 2285 nucleotides. It is a transcript of the gene vsig10l, whose product is annotated as V-set and immunoglobulin domain containing 10 like. Lineage: Eukaryota; Metazoa; Chordata; Actinopteri; Cypriniformes; Danionidae. Gene Ontology annotation, molecular function: protein binding. The transcript has 13 exons. The record is from RefSeq and is a predicted model, not a curated record.